AUGGCGUGCAUCCCGGCCACUGCCGCAGCCAGCUGGUACUCGACAACUCGGCCACCUGCUUCUCCGCAGGUUGUUCAGCGCGUUGAUGACUUGCGCAAAGUGGUCAACGAGCUCGACCGUCCGCUGGGCUUUGUCCCCACCAUGGGCGCGCUGCACGACGGCCACCUCUCGCUCGUUACUGCUGCCGGCGAGGCCUGCAACUCGGUGGUUGUCUCGAUCUUUGUCAAUCCGACUCAGUUCUCAGAGACCGAAGACUUUAGCGCAUAUCCGCGGACGCUCGACGGUGAUCUAGAGGCGCUCGAGAGGAACGGCGUGCCUGUGGACGUGGUGUGGGCGCCGACGGUCGAUGACAUGUACCCACACCUCGGCUCAGUGCAAGAGUCCGGCCGACUGCCAAGCCUGGCGACUCGCGGUGGGACGCUGGUGCGGACGGAGGGUGUGUCUGAUGGGCUGGAAGCUGCGUCACGGCCGCACUUUUUCGACGGUGUCUGCACUGUUGUUACCAAGCUGAUCAACGCCGUGAGCCCGGACGCCAUGUUUCUCGGUCAGAAGGACGCCCAGCAGUGCGCAGUCCUCCGCAAGAUGAGUCGCGAUCUGCUCCUCCCACUGGAGGUGGUGGUUGUGCCGACUGUGCGUGAGCCGUCCGGCCUCGCCCUCUCGUCGCGCAACGCGUACCUGACCGACGACGAGCGAGCGUCUGCCGCUGCCAUUUACCAAGCGCUCGAGCAUACGCGCGCAGCGCACGCUGCCGCACCCGACAAGCUCACGCCGUCGGCGAUCCGCGAAGACGUCGCUGCACGCAUCACUGCGGCCGGUGGUGAGCUCGACUACGUCGCAGCCUCGGAUCCGGAAACGCUGCAGGAUCUAGACUGCAACACGCCGGUGGAGAGAGCGCUUGUCUCGGUGGCGGUGUACUGGGGUGAGUCGCGAACGCGGCUGAUUGACAACAUGCACUUUAGCGCAGAGCAAAGUACGGGCUGA
Messenger RNA from Thecamonas trahens ATCC 50062, 981 nucleotides. Its product is annotated as pantoate-beta-alanine ligase. The record is from RefSeq and is a predicted model, not a curated record. The transcript has a single exon. Bases 1 to 981 code for a protein of 326 amino acids. Gene Ontology annotation, molecular function: pantoate-beta-alanine ligase activity. Gene Ontology annotation, biological process: pantothenate biosynthetic process. NCBI's taxonomy places the organism in Eukaryota, Apusomonadida, Apusomonadidae.